UUGCCCUUGAUAAAGGCCACCGAAGCCCCGCCCCCGUUCUCUCUCUCUCUUCGCCCCUCCUCGCGCGGAGGCUCGAUGGCGGAGGAGGACGACGUCCGUCUCGAGGUGGAGGCCGUCUUGGCCGUUUACGGCGGUGAUUGCCGCGUGAUCCGCGAGUUUCCGCCCCAUCUCGCCGUCCACAUCCGGCCACGGACUGCUGACGAUUCCUCUCAGCAGUUUGUGGAAGUUAUCCUUGGAAUAAAAUCAACUACUCAGUAUCCAAGUGUGCCACCCCACAUAUACAUUAUAGAUGAGAAGGGACUUGAUGAAAGUCGACAAGCAUAUUUAAUCACUGGCGUGCAGAAUAAAGCAAUAGAACUCCGUUCUUGUUCAAUGCUUGUAGCACUUUGUGAGGAAGCAGUUGAUCUUCUUUCUAACAUGAAUCAUCCUGAAGGAAACUGCCCAUUGUGCUUGUAUCCUUUGGUUGCUGAAGAUCAGUCAGAUUCUACUAUGCCAUUUAUGAAGUUGAUGUCCUGCUAUCACUGCUUCCAUAAUGAAUGUAUUAUCGGGUGGUGGAAAUGGUUACAGACGGAAGACUCAGAAGCAAUUGCAGAAAUUUCAUCUUCUAAUCCUCAAAGAAAAAGAGAUACUUUUGGGGUGUCUGUUGAAAUGAAUCAGCUAAAGGGAACUUGCCCAGUUUGUCGGAAGAUCUUUGAUGAGAAAGAUAUUGUGCAUGUCCAUGAGUAUCCGGAAACAGAUUCAUUGUCCUCGGGUUUUGCAGGAAUAGAAGUGGAUGAAGAUACUUCAUUGUUGCUCCAUUCCGAGUCAGAGAACAACAGAAGACGACACUUUGAGACUCUUCUAAAGUUGCAAAGUGACAAAAAUGGCCUGAUCCAACCCAAGAAGGAUCUUGCAAUAUUACCUGGAAUGUACCUCCCUGAGGUUGCCAUGGUGCCUAUCACAUCUGCAGCAAGCAGUGCCGAACCUCCUACGAUACCACCCACUGCCUCCGCCGGAACCAGUAACAAGCCAGGCAAAGAUGAUGACCAUGAAAUCAAGGAGAAAGAAUCAAGAAACUCGGCAAACAAGGUUACAACGAGCAAACGGAAGACUGCAAUAGCAAGAAAGGGUGGAAAAUACAACCCAAGGCCACACCAAGCGAACAAACAACAAUGGGUAAGAAAAGGAUUCAAUACUUUUGAACAAUAACAUACAUUCUGCGGAUGCAAAAAAGCAAGCACAUCAGUCGAGCAUAAACAAAGUCAUACAAUUAGUAAUAAAUUCUCAUGUUCCAUGUCUAUCGACCACUUAAAAUGUCAUGUUCUGUCAAUAUAGAAUGUGGAGGAGUUCCAUGUUCAGUUUGUUCUUCCUUUAGUUUUUUUUUUCCUUCCAUUUUUGUUGAUUCUUAAUAUUACAUUGAUCUCGUGUGUGCACCCAACUCAUUUUGUGUUAUCUAUUUAUUUGGUUUGUUUAGUUCAA
Molecule: messenger RNA, 1458 nt
Organism: Zingiber officinale
Lineage: Eukaryota; Viridiplantae; Streptophyta; Magnoliopsida; Zingiberales; Zingiberaceae
Exons: 7
Coding region: 76-1188 (370 amino acids)
Biological process (GO): protein ubiquitination
Cellular component (GO): nucleus
Molecular function (GO): ubiquitin protein ligase activity; protein binding
Source: RefSeq, a predicted model, not a curated record